Penicillium oxalicum is the source of this 2520-nucleotide messenger RNA. RefSeq names its product zinc metalloproteinase family protein. The coding region runs from base 1 to 2520 and encodes 839 amino acids. Gene Ontology annotation, cellular component: cytoplasm. The record is from RefSeq and is a predicted model, not a curated record. Lineage: Eukaryota; Fungi; Ascomycota; Eurotiomycetes; Eurotiales; Aspergillaceae. The transcript has 4 exons.
AUGUCGUUUUUGAAGCAGCUACGCCGCCGCUCCAAGGCAAGCUUCCAUAGUGCUCCCCUCGACGCCAAAGCGCCCACGCCGCAGGUCGAGGUCGUGUCCGCCAACUCCUCGUCCACCGGUGAUUCCGUGUCGCACGCAUCCAUCACUCCCCCCGCAUCGAUUAGACCGACCCUCUCAUCCCCGAAUCUGCCCUCGCUGGUCGAGUCCCAGGAUGACCGCAGUACAGUGAGCAGCACGCCACUGCCGCUCCCUCAUCCACGGCCGGGCCUUCUCGGUACUCACUCGCAACGGAACAGUGUCGUGGUACGCAUUGAAUGUCCCCUGCGCGCCGACGAGCAGACGGAUCUUGUGAACUGCAGGAAGCUGAUGACGGGACUUUCCCCCACCACGUACAGGGCAGCUCAGCGUCGUCAAUCAAUGGCGCAUACCGGUCGUCCACGCCAUGCUCACCGUAUGCACCGAGAAUCAUCUCAAUCGCGGAAAAUUCGUGGGUCGGUAGUCCUCCUGUCCCGAAAAAUCAGUCCCUCAGGAAACGACGUCAUUCGCAGUGUCCACCAAAAGGUUCUAUUGAUCUAUGGCCAGAUCGGAGAUCCACGACAGAAUGCCAUGGACGGCACCGUGACCGUAUACCACCAUCAAGAUAAUUUCCCGUCGAUCGGCUGGCCCGUCACGGCAUCGCAUUUCAAGUCUCUGGUUCACCUGGUUCCCGGUCCGAAUCGCCUCCGCUUCGAUUUUGUCUCCCCAAAGUUGUCCUCCGGUAGCACGACGCCCGUGAUUCACUCGACCUGGAUUUGCAUCAACUACCUUCCCCUGGUGAAUGCGCCGCCGCUGCAGCUGGCGAUCCUCCUGGGCAAAGACUCGGACGGCACCUACGACGCCGUGCCCGAGCGCGCAGAACGCGAGGGCAAUGGGUUGGAAACGGCACUUCGCAAGUAUCGCACCGCCGCGUACCUGUGGCAGGCGUUUACGGGGGAGCAGAUGUUCCGCAAUAACCUCGGUCGGCGCUGCUUCCGCUUCGAAGAGGAGUGGCAGGCGGGCACGCUCAGUCGUCGGGACACGGCCAGUCAGCAGAUGCGCAACGAGGCCAGGAUCCACGUGAUUCGAUGCGACAAGACCGUCGCCGAACUGCGCGACCUCAACAUUGCCCAGCAGUAUGAGGGUGCCCAGAAGAAGGAUGAGCUAUUCAACAUCGCCAAGGAGGCGGUCCGCAAGCAUUUCAAUCCCCGACCCGGACAGAAACAGUACGUGUCCGUUCUGUUGCUGGAUUCCCAUUGGGACUUUGAGUCCAAGACCAUCACCGGUCAUGCAGCGCUCGGAUCCGACGGUGACGACAUCAAAUUGGCCAUCUUUGGAUCCCAUUGUCUGCAGAGCUAUCCCAGCUGCCUCGAAGAGGUCGUCGAUGCCUUUUCCGAUUGCACCCGCACGGACACCAACCACGUUGCCAAUGACUGCGGGGAUGCAGGCUCGAAUUGGGAGUCCGCCAAUCUCGGGAUCGGAGCGCACUUGCACGAGGUUGGUCAUCUGUUUGGCUGCCCCCAUCAGGAGUCGGGGGUUAUGCUGCGCGAUUACGUUCAAUUGAGUCGCUCAUUCUUGGUCAAGGAGCCCUUUUGCACGCGCACCAAGACACAGGGGCUCAAGGUCUGUCUCGCCAACGACGAAUGUGGCUGGCAUCGUCUGGAUGCGCUUCGGUUCCGCUUCCACCCCUGUUUCCGUCUCCCCAGUGACGUUUCCCUGAGCAAUGACGGCAGUGUUCAGGUAUGGCCGGUGGAGAACGGAAAGAUCCUGUUCACUUCCUCGUCCGGAAUCGCGUUUGUGGAAUUGUAUGCGGAAGGGGAGGAGCUCUGUCACCACUUUAUCGAAUACGUGAACAGCGAGUCCGGCGGGAAUGGACUGCCGAAGCAAGUCACUCUCACCGAGACGGAGCUUCGGGUUCAACUCUUUGGGACCGAAAAGGAGAAGAAGAAGAAGAAGAAGAUUCGCAUGGUCGCUGUUUCGGGGAACCUGGGCAGCUAUACCGUGGACGAUGUUGCGGCGCUGAAGUCCAAAAACUCCGUGGUCAAGCUGCCCAAGGGCCAGACAGGGUACAAAAGUGGCCAGCUGGGGCAUUCCGCCAUGGAGGGCAGCAAGCCUGAACAAUUGCUACUGGAGUAUGCAUUUAUCAAGACGAAGCUGUUGACUUCGAUCAAGAUCUACCAUGGAUCCGCGUUGGAUGGACUGGAAUUUUGCUACGAAGACAUGACCAGCCAGCUCUUCGGCACCCGCGGUGGAAAACCGGGAGGAGAUGAGUUUGUUCUCGAUGUUCGGCGCGGGGAGAUUUUGCUGGGUUUCUACGUCAGAGCUGGUCUCUGGAUAGAUGGUAUUGAAAUUCUCACCAGUCUAGGACGAAAAUCGGGGAUCUAUGGCAAUGCCCGUGGCGGAUCCGGUCACACCUUGAUCCCACCCUUGGGAUAUAAGAUCGCAGGUAUCGCAGGCUCGAGCGCAUCCUGGAUCGAUGGGUUCUCGCUCAUCGUUCAACACUAA